Messenger RNA from Cuculus canorus (common cuckoo), 1362 nucleotides. RefSeq names its product tubulin alpha-3 chain. Gene Ontology annotation, cellular component: cytoplasm; microtubule. The transcript has 4 exons. The coding region runs from base 1 to 1362 and encodes 453 amino acids. Gene Ontology annotation, molecular function: GTP binding; structural constituent of cytoskeleton. The record is from RefSeq and is a predicted model, not a curated record. NCBI's taxonomy places the organism in Eukaryota, Metazoa, Chordata, Aves, Cuculiformes, Cuculidae. Gene Ontology annotation, biological process: mitotic cell cycle; microtubule cytoskeleton organization.
AUGGUAAACAACUUAGCAAGGGAAUGCAUUUCUGUCCACAUUGGUCAAGCUGGUGUUCAGAUGGGCAAUUCCUGUUGGGAACUGUAUUGCCUGGAGCAUGGGAUUAAGCCAGAUGGCAUGAUCUCCCCCUGUGCAUCCUCAGAGCAAACAAACUCUUCCUUUGGGACCUUCUUCAGUGAGACAGGAGCAGGAAAGUAUGUACCCAGAGCAAUAUUUGUUGACCUGGAGCCCACUGUCAUUGAUGAGAUCAGGAAUGGGACCUACCGCACACUCUUCCACCCAGAGCAGCUCAUCAAUGGCAAAGAAGAUGCUGCCAACAACUAUGCCCGGGGCCACUACUCCAUUGGGAAGGAGAUCAUUGACCCCGUUUUUGAAAGGGCUCGGAAAAUGACUGAGCAGUGCAGUGGACUGCAAGGAUUCCUGGUCUUCCACAGCUUUGGAGGAGGCACAGGCUCUGGGUUCACCUCCCUCCUCAUGGAAAGGCUCUCGGUGGAGUAUGGCAAGAAGUCCAAGCUGGAGUUCUCCGUUUACCCAGCCCCACGGGUUUCCACAGCAGUGGUUGAGCCCUACAACUCCAUCCUCACCACCCACACUACCUUGGAGCACUCAGACUGCUCCUUCAUGGUGGAUAAUGAAGCCAUCUAUGACAUUUGCAACCGCAACCUGGAUAUUGAGCGUCCCACCUACAAAAAUCUCAAUAGGCUGAUCGGGCAGAUUGUCUCCUCCAUCACUGCCUCCCUGAGGUUUGAUGGUGCUCUGAACGUUGACCUGACUGAGUUUCAGACCAACCUGGUCCCUUACCCAAGGAUACACUUCCCCCUCACAACCUAUGCACCCAUCAUCUCGGCAGAGAAGGCCCACCACGAGCAGCUGUCAGUGCCAGAGAUCACCAAUGCUUGCUUUGAGUUCUCCAACCAGAUGGUGAAAUGUGACCCCCGCCGGGGAAAGUACAUGGCAUGCUGCCUGCUGUACCGGGGCGACGUGGUGCCCAAGGAUGUGAACGCAGCCAUUGCAUCCAUUAAAACACGCCGGUCGAUCCAGUUUGUGGACUGGUGCCCCACAGGCUUCAAGGUGGGCAUCAACUACCAGCCUCCCACGGUGGUGCCUGGGGGAGACCUGGCCAAGGUGCAGCGAGCUGUCUGCAUGCUGAGCAACACCACGGCCAUUGCGGAGGCGUGGGCCCGCCUGGACCACAAGUUUGACCUGAUGUACGCUAAGAGAGCCUUUGUGCACUGGUAUGUGGGGGAGGGCAUGGAGGAAGGGGAGUUCUCGGAGGCCAGGGAGGACCUGGCUGCCCUGGAGAAGGAUUAUGAGGAGGUUGGAAUGGACUCAGUAGGUGGAGAUGACUGUGAUGAGGAAUAA